Penicillium argentinense is the source of this 1266-nucleotide messenger RNA. Its product is annotated as ribosome biogenesis TSR3 family protein. Gene Ontology annotation, biological process: maturation of SSU-rRNA. Gene Ontology annotation, molecular function: rRNA small subunit aminocarboxypropyltransferase activity. NCBI's taxonomy places the organism in Eukaryota, Fungi, Ascomycota, Eurotiomycetes, Eurotiales, Aspergillaceae. The coding region runs from base 1 to 1266 and encodes 421 amino acids. The record is from RefSeq and is a predicted model, not a curated record. The transcript has 3 exons.
AUGGAAGACGAGCGGGCGGAGCAGUCUGCACGUGUGGCGCCUGCGCUUGGCCUGGAAUUUUCCCCCUCCUUCAACUCGACCACCCCAACCUCGUCGCUUGCCGUUUCUCGCGACGGCCGGACUCCUGCGAUCUUACUCACAAUGGUCCGCCAUAAAAAGGACAACUUCUCUCGAGGAGGCAAGAAACCCUCGAACCCCCGCGCCCGACCGGUGCCCCGCGGUGAUGGCGAUGGCAGUGCCGCUGGUUCGUCGCGACCGGCCUACAAAGCCGCAUGCUGGGAUAUGGGACAUUGCGAUCCUAAGCGGUGCUCCGGAAAGCGUUUGAUGAAGCUGGGAUUGAUGCGUGAGCUUCAUGUUGGCCAGCGAUUUCCUGGCGUGAUCGUCUCACCCAAUGCGAAGAAAAUCGUCUCUCCUGCGGAUCGCGAACUUAUGGAACAGUAUGGUGCCGCUGUGGUGGAGUGCUCCUGGGUACGAGUCAAGGAAGUGCCUUGGUCGCGAAUUGGCGGCAAAUGCGAAAGACUGCUCCCCUACCUUAUCGCUGCGAACACAGUCAACUACGGAAAGCCCUGGCGACUCAACUGCGUCGAGGCGCUUGCGGCCUGUUUCUUUAUCUGCGGACACGAAGAGUGGGCACAAGACGUUCUCAAGAACUUCCGAUACGGUCAAGCCUUCUUGGAUAUUAAUGCGGAACUCCUCAAGCGCUAUGCUGCGUGCAGCACCGAGGAAGACGUGAAGAGGACAGAGGAGGAAUGGUUGGCCAAGAUCGAGCAGGAGUACGAGGACAGCCGCGCCGAGGACCCCGAAGAUAUCUGGACGAAAGGAAACACCAAUCGCAUGCCCGCCGCACCGGGCUCGGAUGAUGAUGACGAUGAUGAGGACGACAGUGAAGAAGGAAGCGACAAGGAGGGCGAAGACGAAAGCGAAGAAGAAGAGGACAAGGACCCGUUUGCGAUCUCCGACGACUCCGAGGACGACGACCAGAUGGCCCAGAUUCGGCAGAAGAUCCUCAACUCCAAGUCCUUCCAAAAUCCUUCCACAUCGGAUAAGCCGCAACCAGAAAAAAUCGAACGGCCGCAGCAGCUGUAUGUUGAUUCGGAUGCCGAGUCUGGCUCGGCUGGGAGUGAGGACGAGGACUUUGACAAGAUCAUCAACGCGACUACGGUGACUGAUCGCACUGGCAUUAAGGCGAUCCAGCGUCGACGCGCUCAGGAGACGGUUACUGCCUCGUUCUCCCGGACAGAAGUCUCUGCGCCGAAGAGGUGGUGA